This is a messenger RNA of Lolium perenne, 816 nucleotides long. NCBI's taxonomy places the organism in Eukaryota, Viridiplantae, Streptophyta, Magnoliopsida, Poales, Poaceae. The record is from RefSeq and is a predicted model, not a curated record.
AUGGUGAAGAAGAAGAACUCCACCGUCGCCGCCAGUUCUGUGAGCGGCGGUGCUGCUGCCAAAGCUUCUCCAAACCCGCUGAAGAGGGGCGCUCCAGAUGCUCCUCCUCCAGCUCCGGCGCUGCCAGCGCCGUCAAGCUCCACGGUUGGGUCCAACCCUGGUGAUUGGCCGGCAUCUACCACCACAAGGCGUGAUGAAAAGAAGGCUCGAAGCCUUGGAUUAAUUCCUUCCGACGAGGGGAACGUCAUUCUUCCAGCUGUGGAGGAAGCCGAAGCUUCGCCUGUGAAGAGACCAUCCGACGGCUUUGCCGAUGAAGAUGAUAUUUUCGACCUCGAUGAAGGUUUCAUCGAGCCUCCAUCUAAGAAGGCCAAAUCUUGCGCUAUUCUGCCGAAUCCUGCAGCUUCCGAGGCUUCGGCCCCUGCUGCAGUGCCCGCGGCCCAGAUAUCGACUGUUUCCUCCCUUUCCAAGGGGAAAGAUAUUCCUUCGACUGCCGCUGCCGCAACUCCUUCUUCAGGGAAACCUGAUUUGCGAGCUGUCAUAUCUUCUUUAGAGACUUUCGCCUCCCAGUAUACUUCUCUGGAAGCUGACAAGGCUCGUGUUGGGGGGAUGACCCCCGGUAUACCAAAGGCAUGUCAAACCGGAUGCGGCCGCGCCGCCGGCCACGUCGAGGUGCUGGUGGUUGGCACAGGCGACGCCGGCAAGGGAGCUGCGGCGGAAGGCGCGGGGCAGAUGAAGUCCACGCGCACGGCCAAGCCGCCGACCGAGCGCAACCAGGAAGCUGCGGGCAAAGCGUGCAUCGCCGUUCCAUGGAAGUGA